Molecule: messenger RNA, 2637 nt
Organism: Lontra canadensis (Northern American river otter)
Lineage: Eukaryota; Metazoa; Chordata; Mammalia; Carnivora; Mustelidae
Gene: PNPLA8
Product: patatin like phospholipase domain containing 8
Exons: 10
Coding region: 256-2598 (780 amino acids)
Biological process (GO): arachidonate metabolic process
Cellular component (GO): membrane
Source: RefSeq, a predicted model, not a curated record
GCGUCACUUCCGCUGGGGCGGGACGGAGCUGUGGGGGUGGUGCCUCGACCGCGGCUCUUCUGUUUGUGUUGGUAGCUCAGCUGAUGCGGGCAGGCCAGAGUGGACGUCAGUGCGGGCCGGAGGCGCGUCCGCGCUGCCGCCCAUGUAGUUGCGGCCUGCAUCCCGGUAAGACCAUGAAUUAUGGCAUUUCUUAAAUGAAGCAUUCAGGAAUGAAGUGAAAAUCCUAACAUAUAGAAAAUAAAUGAUUUUUAAGUUAUGUCUAUUAAUUUGACUAUAGAUAUAUAUUAUAUUUACCUCCUUAGUAAUGCAAGAAGUCUUUGUGGGAAGCAGAGAAGCAAGCAGCUGCAUUUCUUAUACUCACCUAAACAUUACUGGAGGGUAAGCCACGCCAGUCUACAAAGAGGUUUUCAUACAAGCAAAAUAAGAUGUAAAUUGACCAAAAGUGAUGCCCAUUCUUGGAGCAAGCACUGUUACUCUCCAAGCAACCAUGGUUUACAGAUUGGAAUUUUGAAACUUAGCACUUCUACUCCCAAGGGACUUACAAAAGUGAGCAUUCGUAUGUCCCGUAUUAAAAGUACUUUGAACUCUGUUUCAAAGGCUGUUUUUGGCACUCAGAAUGAAAUGAUCUCACGUUUAGCUCAAUUUAAGCCAAGUUCUCGCAUAUUAAGAAAAGUAUCAGAUAGUGGUUGGUUAAAACAGACAGGCAUUAAACAAGCCAUCAAAUCUCUGAAAAAAUACAGUGACAAAUCAGUAGAGAAGAGUUCUUUUUCAGAAAGUCAUAGUCUAGGUAAAGAUGAAGAUAUAGGUAAACAAAGUCUUUUUCGUCACACAAGUAGUUUAACCACAAGAUUUGGAGAGUCAUUCUACUUUUUAUCAAAUCAUAUUAAUUCAUACUUCAGACGUGAGGAAAGAAUGUCUCAAAGAAAGGAAAAUAAACAUUUCCAGGACAAACUUGAAGAUAAAAAGGUCGAAGAAGAGAAAUCGAGCUCUCCAGACCCUGGCAUCCUGACUGAUAAGCGAGAUUCAGAAUCUUCUUUAUAUUCUGUGGACAAGUCUGCAAGUGCCAGCGGGACUCCUGAGGCUCUUCCAGUUUCUACUAAACAGAGUAUUGCUAACUUUCUUUCUCGUCCCACCGAAGGUGUCCAAGCUUUAGUAGGUGGUUAUAUUGGUGGACUUGUCCCUAAAUUAAAGUAUGAUUCAAAGAGUCAGCCAGAAGAUCAGGAAGAGGCUGUUAAAGCUGAGCAGCCUGUCAGCAAAGACAAAAAUGGAGAGGAGAAAAAGCGGUUAUCUCUUCAGCGAGAAAAGAUUAUUGCAAGAGUGAGUAUUGAUAACAGAACCCGGGCAUUAGUACAGGCGUUGAGAAGAACAACUGACCCAAAGCUCUGCAUUAACAGGGUUGAAGAACUGACUUUUCAUCUUCUAGAAUUUCCUGAAGGAAAAGGAGUGGCUGUCAAGGAAAAAAUUAUUCCAUAUUUAUUAAGAUUGAGACAAAUUAAGGAUGAAACUCUUCAGGCUGCAGUUAGAGAAAUUUUGGCCUUAAUUGGCUAUGUGGAUCCCGUGAAAGGAAGAGGAAUCCGAAUUCUUACAAUUGAUGGUGGAGGAACAAGGGGUGUGGUUGCCCUUCAGACACUGCGAAAAUUGGUUGAACUUACUCAGAAGCCAGUUCAUCAGCUCUUUGAUUACAUCUGUGGUGUGAGCACGGGUGCUAUAUUAGCAUUCAUGCUGGGAUUGUUUCAUAUGCCUUUGGAUGAAUGUGAGGAACUUUACCGAAAAUUAGGAUCUGAUGUGUUUUCACAAAAUGUCAUUGUUGGAACAGUCAAAAUGAGCUGGAGCCAUGCAUUUUAUGACAGUCAAACAUGGGAAAAUAUUCUUAAGGAUAGAAUGGGAUCCUCAUUAAUGAUUGAAACAGCAAGAAAUCCUACAUGUCCUAAGGUAGCUGCAGUAAGUACCAUAGUAAACAGAGGGAUAACGCCAAAAGCUUUUGUGUUCAGAAACUAUGGUCAUUUUCCUGGAAUCAACUCGCACUACUUGGGAGGCUGUCAGUAUAAAAUGUGGCAGGCCAUUAGAGCCUCAUCUGCUGCUCCCGGCUACUUUGCAGAGUAUGCAUUGGGAAAUGAUCUUCACCAGGAUGGAGGUUUGCUUCUGAAUAACCCUUCGGCACUAGCAAUGCACGAGUGUAAGUGUCUUUGGCCCGACGUCCCGUUGGAGUGCAUAGUGUCCCUGGGCACUGGGCGUUACGAGAGUGAUGUGAGGAACUCUGUGACAUACACAAGCUUGAAGACCAAACUGUCUAAUGUUAUCAACAGUGCCACAGAUACAGAAGAAGUUCAUGUAAUGCUUGAUGGUCUGUUACCUCCUGACACCUAUUUUAGAUUUAAUCCUGUGAUGUGUGAAAACAUACCUCUGGAUGAAAGCCGAAAUGAAAAGCUCAAUCAGCUGCAGCUGGAAGGGUUGAAGUACAUAGAAAGAAAUGAAGAAAAAAUGAAAAAACUUGCAAAAAUACUAACUCAAGAAAAAACAACUCUGCAGAAAAUUAAUGAUUGGAUAAAACUAAAAACUGACAUGUAUGAAGGCCUUCCAUUCUUUUCAAAAUUGUGAUAAGGGUAUGUAUAUAUUUUCAUAAGCGAGGGCCUGAUC